AAAUAUAUUAGAUCAUUCAAUCUAAUCAAACUCGAAAAGCGCUUAGAUGCUGUUGUGCACUUGUGUAUUCGGAGUAUAGAGCGAAUAUUAAGAAUGCUGAAAACCAUCCCUAAAAUUAGCAUUAAAUCAUCAGCAUAUUGUCAAAACUAAGUCAUAAUUUCAAAUGCUCAAUAAAACAGAAUCACCAAAAAAAUUAAUAAUAAAAAAUAAAUAAAUCUGAAAGUCAAGUUUGGUGUUUGACUUAGUGGUGACCAUUGAAGCGUGCUCUGCUGACGAUAUCUUGUUCAGGAAGAUGUGUAAAGUGCAUUAUACAUGUACUGCUUGAACACUUGCCAGUUUGUUUAUUCUGAAUUUAUUUUCAAUGCUAACAUCUGUAAACAAUUUUAUCUAUAUGAUGAUAAAUUGUUUUAUAAACUAGGUGUUGGACUUGUUUCAUUAAGUUCACCACAAUCCUCUCAACGUCAAGGUUUUGUGAAAAUGAUUUUUCAACAUUUAUUACUGUUAUUGAGUUUUAUUUUUGACCCUAAAACAUAUACUGAAUUAUAGAUUUUCAGAUGUUAAUGUUUUUUUGAGUGUAUGUGGGUUUUUUUUGUUGUUGAUCUAUUUAGCAUAUGGCAGGCGAUAGCAUACAUGUAAACACAGCAUAAGUCUGACAUGCUGCAAAGGAGUAUUAAAUGAAAUUUUAGAAUAAAGACUGUAAAAACAGCAACAAGAUUGUAGCAACAAGACUGUAAACACAGCAACGAGACUGUAGCAACAAGAAUGUAAACACAGCAACGAGACUGUAGCAAAAAGAUUGUAAAUAUAACAACAUAGCAAUAAGUUUGUAAAUAUACAUGUAGCAACAAGACUGUAAAAAUAGCAACAAGUCUGUAAAUAUAGCAACAAGGUUUUGUGAAUAUAGCAACACGACUGUAAAUACAGCAACAAAACUGUGAAUAUAGCAAUAGGUUUGUAAACAUAGAAACAAGUUUGUUAAUAUAACAAGAACCAAAUGGUUGCGGAUAUAUUAGUAUUGGGAUCUGUGUUUGUUUUGGUAAGCCGAAAUCAUGGAAAUUAACCACCCGAGAUUUCGUCAUUAUGUAAUUUUCUUGCAUUUCUCUGUUAAAGAUUUGGCUUACUGUAAAUCAUUUAAAAUCAAUUUCUUUUAAAAUUCUGUUUGAAUCCUGAAUAGCUCUCGCUAAAUAUAUAUACAUUGUAUAUGCACAUGUAUGUCCAUUCUUAUAGAAAAAUCGCUAAAUUUGUGGCUCGCUAAAAAUUCCACUUAUAUAGUACAUGUAUUUAGAAAACUCCGAAAUUGACAGUCAUCUAGAGUCACUGUAAGCAUACGUCAUCGAUCAGGGCUAUCUUGACCUUCACCUCUGACAUAGUGCAUCCGAUCUACGGUAUCUUUAUUUCUGCAUACAUUUACCUUGUUACUAACAUGACAUCUACAGCCUGAACACAAGGUCAUCAUCUCGUUGUGACCUUGUCAAUGACUUCAGAAUCUUUAAUCUUAUCCUGACUGUUGUUCACGAAAUCACUGAAUACAAAACCUGUAGAUUGAAAUCUACAGGAGAUACCGCGUCACAAAAAACGUCACGAAUAGAAACGAACAAAGAACAGACAUAGUGACAAACAGACAGACAUGGUGACAAACAGAUAGGCAGCGAAAAUCAGACGGACAGAGUCAAACAGAGACGGACCAGUCGUGGUAGCUUAGUUGUAGAGCAUUCUCUUCGUAACCGGCAGAUCGUGAGUUCGAGCCCCGCUCGUGCCAUGGCCGCGUCAAAUCUAAGGCGUUAAAAUAAGUAGGGAUUGCACCUUUACCAACACUCAGCAUUUAAAAUUGAGAAUCACGGGUCUUUCGGAUAUGACCUGAAAAACGUAGGUCCCGUGCCGCAGCAGGCGUUGGCAUGAUAAAGAACCAUUACUGCUACGGCUCUGAGCGCUAAGCAUAGGUCUAAAUUUGUGGUACUUCACGUUCAGCUGGUGACGUCUCAAUAUAAGUGAAAAAUUAUCGACGGGACGUAAAACAAUCAAUCAAUCAAUCACACAGAGACGGACAGACAAACAAACUGACGGACACAAUGGCAAACGGACAGACACAGGAACAGACAAACAAAUUGACGGAAACAAUGGCAAACGGACAGACACCGGGACAGAGAGAGUAACAAUAAGACGGGCACAUUGACUGUACAAUAGGGAAAAGACUUUUGAAUGUUCAAUUCAGAUAUAAAUAAUUUUACUGACUAUUUAGAAAUUGACACUUUAUAGUUAAUUGGUAUAUACAUGUAUUUAGAAAUUGACUUUAUAGGUAUUUGGUAUAUAUUCAAAUGGCAAAACGUUUGUUUAAUACUCUUCGAGUGAAAACGUUAUAAAUUAUCCCCGAGUAUUCGUCCAAAGUUCUUCAUGACAUGCGUUACAGUGCGAACAAUCCACAGUUGUCUGUGUGAUAAGCCUAAUUAUAUCUGAACGCACCACCGGCAAAUCUGUUCACCUGAAUUGAGGCGAGCCAGCUUUGAAUUUUUGUAUUGCCGCAGUCUGCAUCUUGUAAAUAGCUCUUAAUGUACGCAAAUAAAAUGUAAAUAAACUAUUCAUUUCCGAUUUGAUUCUUUAUCUAUGAUUUCCAAAUGACGAUAUAAUUAUAUAACAUAGAAAACACAUUUACACUUCGUUUACCUGUAGAAAAAAAACAACCAGUCGAUCAAUUUUCAUGAAUGAGUGGGAAUACACUAAUCGGUGGGCGUUUUACGUAGGGACUAGCAGAUAAAGUUUGCAUAUUUCAUUUAAAUCUCCAUUGAAUAAUUUUAAUAGCUAUCUAAGGUCUGUUUCACUCUUACAUAAUUUCCUGGUGUUUAAUGAAUUUACUUAAUUAAUCUGACAAAUUAUCAUGGAUUUUUGGUUCCUCUUCCUUGUGGUUCAAGAAAAUAGUAUUGUUUUCAAUUGUUGCGAAAUUUAAAACAAUUCCGUUAUUGAUUCCAUUCCUUGUAAGUUAUAUUAGUCAUUCAGUUAAAAGAUAAUUUAAGUUCUUAAAACGUGUGCACUCUCCCAACUUACCAUUCUCACUGUUUUAUUUCAUUAUAAAAUUAAUAUCCGGAAAAUUUUUAACGGGGAGUAGCAACCCAAGUUUGUGCCUUUUCUGCUCCUCAAGAUGACACAAAAUAACCAUUUCAGUCAUUUUCAACCAAAAUGGGGUUGCGACCCCCGUAACCCUCUCUAGAUCCAACUCUGAGUUAUACUGUGUCUUUUGUGCUGUGGGAAUAAGGGUGUGAAUUGAUGAAGUAUUUUUUCAUGUAUUAUAAUAUUUCAUAGUACUUAUAUACAGCCUGGAGGUGAUAUUUCAGAAUGUUUUUAAGAAAAAACUCUUAAGAUCAUACAUCAUACCAACUAAAACUCCAAUAGUAAAAUAAUAUAUUCACUAAUGAAGAAUUCUCUUCAAUUCUCAAUUUGAUUUCUACUUAUAACGAAACUAUCUGGCACUAUUUACGAAGUGCACAAUGACACUCGCAGAAAAAUGAUAUUUUUUAACCGAAGGAAAAUAAAAUUUUUAGUUAUCUGCAUUAGAAAGAGAAAUAACAUUGCUUUGUCUAAUUUCCUUAGUUACUAUAUUGUGUUGAAAUCCACACGACUUGGGGUGAAAUGUUUUGUAUUUGUUUUAAUAAAUUUCAAUUAUAUUCCCCCCACAACCCUGAAAAAUUCAACUGAACGCUUUUGCUAAUACAUGUAUUGAUGGAAAUUGUUAGUUUUACAGCUAUCAAGGUUAAUUAAUAUAUUUAUUUAUUACCUGUAAUACAUUUAUAUUCAUCAAUUUACAUAACAUUCAUUAUUCCUUUUGCCAAGGUCACUUUUAUUGCAAUGUUAUUGUCCAAUGAAAAAAAUUGUUACAAAAGCUUUCGUUAAAGUUAACCUCCGUAAGGUCGACAAUUAAUUAUAUGCAUUUUAAGACACACUUUCCCCCCGAUAUAUCAUUGAAUUAAAUGAAAAUCAGGGAAAGUACCUUUUAAGUGUUGACUACAUUGUGUUGUUUUGCCGAUGGAGUUCAAACGUUAUAAUAAAGUAGUAAAAUGUUUUACAUGUACAAUAGAAAUUAAAAGUGAACAUUUCAAGGCUAUGAUUAUGCCCUAUACUCCUUGAUAUUCUAAACUAAGUGAGCACAAACACUUCUCCAAAGUGAGAUAAUUGAAUGCAUGUAAAAAUCGUAAAUAAUAUAUCUUCCCUUGAAAUCAGAAUUGUGAUCAGAUAGGAAGUUUCUUUUGAAUGACUUACCAUAUUUUAAGUGCUACUUGGCAAGAUAGGGGUCGGAUAGUUAAACAAUGUCAUUAUAGAAAAAAUUAGAACUGUGUGUAAGUUUUAAAAUGUUAUGCUAAUUCAACCCUCCUAUAUCUUAAUCGAAUGCAUUUAAAGCCCUAACAUUGUGCAUUGCGGCUAAAUAGAACCGUUUAUCAAUCUUGACAUCUAAUUUUCCUCCGGGAUCCUUGCCCUCCGAAUAUUUUAUACUCUACACGAAUAAUUAAAUCUUUCAAAAGUUGUAAAAGGUUUUUUAUUAUUAUUUUUUUUAUAUAUAUCUAAAGAAUUGGACAUACCUUGAAUUUUUUUCUCUUUAUCGCGACGUAAAUAUCAAAUUGCCUUAAAUUGUCUACGAGUGAAUAGCAGAAUCCGAGUUUGAUUUAAUAUCUGAAGUAUAAAUUCAUAAAGACCCUGAAUGAACAGUCCUUAUGAAUAGGAUUUUACUUUCAGUAUCUUUUUAUUAUCAAUAUAUUGAUUACCGCUUUCAUUCGAUGACGCAGUAUGUAUAUCAACCCUCAUAUUGAUUUUUCUUCUCUUACGCAGUUAAGGGGGUACUUUUAAUUCAUGUAUACACGAAUGUUUAGCCCAGUUUGAUGAUCAAAUGCGUUAUAUACUAAAAAAAAAAUUAUCUGCCAUUCCCAGUCGAGCAGUGACCAUGGCUAAUUUCCUGUGUAACAGUAUGCCUGUGUAGAUUUUCAAAAAAAUAAAUAUACUUGUAUGCAUGUCUCUUUCAUAUUGCUGGUGGCAAUUUGAACAUAAAAUAUAAUAGAUAUUCCCCAUGCAUAGUUAAAGCUUAUCAGUGAACAUUCUUGCUUCUUUACAAUAGAGUGCAAUUUUGUCCUGCUUCUAGACGGAAAUAAAUGCACCUCAAAUCUGGAUUGUGUUUUCUUAUAAACAAAACAUCUGCAGAUCAUAAGAAUGGAUAAGAAAAAAUAUACAGAAAACACAUUUCGAUAGCAAACCCGAAGCAUUCCAAGACUUAAGGAAAUUUGUGUGUGAAAACGGAUGUCCCAACAAGCGUAAAAGUAGUACUUCAUUUGGUAGAACACCCUCCCGUGCCUAUUUAAAUCAUUCAAUUAGAGCGAUGACUCCGCCAAUUGUCCCAAACUGCAGUGAUAUUAUCUGGAAAUAUAAUGCCACAACUGUCGAAUCAUUUUCGGUCAUUUUGCUAUUAAUGUAAUGAGCUACAUCCUAUCCCAGUCGGGAAUUGUUUGAGAGCUUUCAUAUAUGUUCUGUUGCUUUAUUCACGGAACAUAAUAUUUAGCAUUGAGAAUGUUUUUGUUGAUAACUAGAAACGUUAUAAAGUGUUUAUGGUUUUAUUUAACGCACAAGUAGCAUCAUGGUGAUGUAAAUUCACUGACCCACAUUCAAAGCAAUGGUGUGAUAACGUAUGCACAAUCGACCCUCGUAUUUACCACAAUCUAGCCAUAUAUGGUGCAUUUAUGUCACGAAAGGGAAAAAAUCAAUUCUGAAAUACAGAAAAGCGUCCAUUUCUAAAAUUAUCUUAAAUCUAUUAUUAGUUUCCUAUUCCCAGAUUCAAUGUCGUGUUUGCACUAACCAGCGUAAUGCAAGUUCAUUGAUUUUUCUGCCCUUGUAGAAACCCCCAACAUGGUCAGAUCGAGGUUUUGUCGAAGUUUUAUAUAUGUUUUGAUCUAUUUUUACUCUGAUUUGAGAAUAUCUGCGUCAGCCGCAAUAUUGACGUUUAGAUUUAGUAGUGCAGCCUAGAUUGACGACACGACCAUGAAAUCAGCCAUGCGGGUUUCACUUAAUCCGCCAAUCAGAAAGUCUGUUACAGAUAGAACAAUUACUAGGAAUGUACAUUCAAAUUGGGUGACGUAAGCGGUGAUGCUGUGUGACGUCACACGUAUUCUCAUAGACAUAUUACGAUGAUGGUGAAAUAUAUACACGUGAUGGCAGACUAUUACUCGAUGUUGAAGUCUAGUCGAGAUGGUGUAACAUGCAUGGAAUAUAGCAGCCAAAAUAUACUCGGGCUUGGAUAUUUUAAUGCAAUCUGGCGUUUAAUUUUGAAUUUCAUGAUUCUACAAAACAAACAUCUUUGCAGCAUCAGGAUUUGGAAUUAAACAUUUUAGAAGCUAAUAUUCCGUCGACCUCUGUUGAUCUCAGUCUCUCGUCGCAGAAACCUGAAGGUCAAAAUACAUCCCCAAUGCUGCUUUUGCAAUCACAGUCCUCGUAUAACGCCGGGACGGGAUUCCAAACUGACCCUUGCAGUAUAUACCCUUCCUGCGGAACUCAGGUACCGGGCAUGUUUCAAUCCCCUAAUGUCGGAAACAACCACAUCCCGGAGUUUGUAGAUAACUUUUUCCAAAACGACGAUGUCACUCCUAUCACGAUGUCGAGUCAAUUCAGCAGUGGUUCAUGUGAAUUCCAACAAAGUUCGCACGGUAUGUUUGAUGCUCCAUUUCCUUAUGAGAGCUCUCUGAUGGAUAAACAGCCGAUGAAACCCUCCGUCUCGUUUGGGGAUAAUACAAGAUGUAGCAAUGUUGCACAUCAAAAAGUGGAAGAACCGGUGUUUGCCUAUGAAGGCACUUUCCAGAGUUUCCCGGCGAUGGAUACUCAUUAUCAGCAACAAUUAUUAAAUCAAAAUACAAAGCCAUUUGUUCGCUCUGGUUUGUUUCCACCACACCAGAAUGUAUUUUCUGAGAGUCAUACGGAUUAUACAAACUUAGACAAAAAAGUGGCCGCCUAUUCCUCAAUACAGGCCUACAGUGGCAAUCCAAAUAUAUGUUCCCGGGGAGAAAGCACAUUCCAUAAUUACGACAGCCCCUUCCCAGGGAAUCCAUUACCUCAAUCAGAAGUGUGUUACCCCUGCCGCGACGUUCCCUUCCGUAACUCAUACGGAAUUGAUCACAGUUCUCUUCAAAUCCAAAGACAAAUGUCUCACCAUGGGCAACUAAAUCUCACACUUCCACCACCCAGAUCAAAUGAUGGACUGAAAUAUCACAUGGGAUCACCCACUACAUCCCCCACUUCUGUCUCAUCAAGAUCUUCUCCCAUCAGUGGCCACGAAGCACCACAACGGGAAGGCAUGUUGUGUGCCGUGUGUGGUGAUAAUGCUGCUUGCCAACACUAUGGAGUCAGAACCUGUGAGGGCUGUAAAGGCUUUUUCAAGAGAACUGUUCAGAAAAACGCAAAAUACGUCUGUUUGGCCGACAAAAACUGUCCAGUUGACAAACGAAGACGAAACCGGUGUCAAUUCUGUCGAUUUCAGAAAUGUUUAUCUGUAGGAAUGGUAAAAGAGGUUGUUCGAACUGACAGUCUUAAAGGACGUCGGGGCAGACUUCCAUCGAAGCCGAAGAGCCCGCAGGAAUCGUCCCCAUCCCCGCCAGUCAGUCUCAUUACACUUUUAGUGCGAGCACAUUUAGAUUCCAGUCCUGAUAAAUCAAGCCAUUGUUACUCAAAGUAUGAAGUGCCUUGCACCAAAACGGAGGGGUGUAAUGAAAAGACAACAAACAUGUUCUAUGACCUGAUCACAUCAUCUGUUAACAUCGUCAAGGCUUGGUCGUCCAAAAUUCCCGGUUUUUCUGAUAUAUGCCAAGAGGACCAGAAUCUGCUAUUUAAAUCUGCGUCGCUCGAGCUCUUUGUUUUACGACUUUCCUACAGGAUGCAAGGAAAUACGGAUAAUGUUAUCUUUGAAAAUGGUACAGUUCUUCAUCGAAAACAGUGCGAAGAAAUUUUUGGAGAGUGGAUCAACUCCAUUGCUGACUUCAGCACGUCCUUAUACAGAAUGUCUUUGGAUAUAUCAGCGCUAGCCUGCAUGGAAGCCUUGACUCUCAUUACUUUGAGACAUGGGCUAAAAAACCAAGCUAAAAUGGAAGAGAUCCAAAUGAAAAUCAUCGACAGCCUGCGCGAUCACUGUGUGUACAACAGCGACGCUCAGAAAAAGCCCAAUUACUUCUCCUCCAUUCUUGGGAAAGUAGCCGAAUUGAGGACCUUAAGUCGUCAGGGUAUUCAACGAAUGGAAUUAUUGAAAAUGGACACAAGUGAAGUCUCUCCGGCUCCUCACAUGAUAGAAGACAUUUUCUUGUCCAGUGAAUUGCCGUUCUAACGAUGGACCUGCUUAUCAGUUCUUCAUUUACAUGUAAUGUCACAGUGUUUUCGAUAUUUUUUGUGUCAGUGGUACAUUUUGUGAUUUAUUAUUUCACCUGAAAUCGUUUAUACAUGUAUUUGAUCUUUGAAUGAAAAGCUUUAUCACGUGGCAUGACACCCUUUUAUAGCAAACUUAUGUCGCAUGUCAUUAAAGAUAUCGAAUUUCUUGAUGUUCAUCAGAUACACACAGGUAUUCCUUUGUCCUUGUACGAUUUUUCUCUCUUCCGUUGACCCUUUUAAAUUAAAAAUGUUGUAUAUUUUGUCGUUUUUACGGUUGUUUUUUUUUAUCGUACCGUAUUAUCAAGCCUUUUAAGGAACAUUUUUAGAAGUGUAAAUACGUCAUCGAUGCUUUAAUAAUUUUCUAAAUCAGGCACGUAGAAACGGGGGAGAGUGGGGGAUGAGAAUGAAACAUUGAAGUAAUCGAUUGACACCCCACCCCACCCCCGGUGUGGGAUUUUGAAGUUUGGGUAAUAUAACAUCUAUUAGGAUUUUUUAUUCUCUUGCUAUGAAUUUUUGACAAAUUGUUAAGUCAACUCCUCCAACACACUUUGAAGAACGGUGCUACGUGCCUGCUAAUAUGUUUACGAGACAUGAAUCAUCAAAUCGUGCGUAGUAAUUUAUCUCGUAUUUAGGUGUUUAAUGUUUGUGAAUGUUGUUAAUUGUCUGAUUUUAAGUUUGUGAUAAAAGUCACGCUAAAUUAAAAUCAUAUUUUGAUUUUAUAUUUAUUUGAUAUCUGUUAUAUUUAUUUUUGAUAAUACCCAUGGCACUGAGAAUAGCGACCACAAUGUACAAUUUCAUUUCAUUUCUGGACAGAAUAUAAUAUUGCUCUUUCUGCAUGAUAUGACAUAUCUGCUAGAUCACAUUGCAGGCCAGUAGACUUGAUCUGAUAGAGAUGCCUACCAAUGUUUCAAGUUCAGCUCAAGUUAACUUGCUUUAAAGUUAUACCAACCAUCUUUUCUGUCGAUCCUUCUCAGAAAUUGAAAUUAGAUCAGCUUAACUUGACCCUUAGUCCAAUCUUGUUCAAAUAAAGGGUUUCGUCCCCAGGGGGAUAAAUCUAGAGAUUAAAAAUAAUUGUUUUCUAAAACCACUAAAAAUAACAGAACUCUCGCGAUGACUUUUAUAUGAAACGAUGGGAACAAAAAUAUGAAUGAAUUUUUAGGAACAUGUGGGACAUUUUGUUAUGAUCAGGAUGGGGUCUGAAAAGCGAGAGAUGAAAAAUAUCCUUUUGAAGAGCAAAGCUAAGAAUUUUUUCAGAUAAUGGGUCGGCAGUGUGAUACCUAACAGUAGGGCCCAAAAAUUUAAAGACAUAAGUAUGAAAUGACUUAUUGGGUGAACGCAAUGACCUUUGGCCUCCUUUUGGUUAUUACUAUGGAAAAUUUUAAAAACAUUUUUCGCAUACAACUGCGCUGUACAAUUAUAAAGUGAAAUUUUGCUCAGAGAUACACAAUUCCUGUGUAGAUUACAGAGAGAAACGGCAUUUUUCAUUUUCCUAUCUUGCUUUGAAAAUGUGAAUGACUAAUGCUGAUAGUGUGGAAGACUUACAAUAUUUCGUCAUACUUUUCAAUUUUGAUAUAGUCGUGUGUGUAUUCUUGGAUUUCCAUGUUUAACUUUAAUUAAUCUAUAAGUAGUUAUGUGUGUCUUCUAAGAUUGAUAAUUAUAAAUGGAUGUCUUACUGUAAUCUUUAAGUUUGUUGCAUCUAAUUGUUUGAUGAUGAAGUGCCAUAUGUAACGCAUGCGCAGAUCGCUUAAAACAUGUUACACGAAGGUUCCCUUUCCGAAAUACAUAUUUAUAUGUUUUAAAAGUGCAGGUGUACUCAUACAUUCUAAAUAUAGUUUAUGUAUUAAGGUUCAUAUUGUUACUUUUAAUUGAAUAAAUCUAUGAAAACCGAAAAAA
Molecule: messenger RNA, 10269 nt
Organism: Ostrea edulis (European flat oyster)
Lineage: Eukaryota; Metazoa; Mollusca; Bivalvia; Ostreida; Ostreidae
Product: probable nuclear hormone receptor HR38
Exons: 9
Coding region: 6434-8335 (633 amino acids)
Biological process (GO): cellular response to corticotropin-releasing hormone stimulus; regulation of transcription by RNA polymerase II
Cellular component (GO): nucleus; transcription regulator complex
Molecular function (GO): zinc ion binding; DNA-binding transcription factor activity, RNA polymerase II-specific; RNA polymerase II cis-regulatory region sequence-specific DNA binding
Source: RefSeq, a predicted model, not a curated record